UGGACCGUCAGUGCUGGCGACGCGCUCCUCGGGGAACCAUCUACAGUGUACCGUGAACCGUCUACAGUGAACCAUGGGCCGUCUACAGUGAAGCAUGGACCGUCAACCGUGAACAGUAUAAGAGAACCAUACUUAACUCGUCUACAGUGAAACAUGAACCGCCUACAGUGAACCGUGAAGUCUAAGAGAACCGUAAACCGUCUACAGUGAACCAUGGACCGUCAUCAGUGAACUAUGAACAGUCUAAGAGAACCAUAAACCGUCUACAGUGAACCAUGAACAGUUUUAAGAGAACCAUAAACCGUCUACAGUGAACCAUGGACCGUCUACAGUGAACCAUGGACCGUCUAUAGUGAACCAAGGACCGUCUACAGUGAAACAUGGAACAUCUACAGUGAACCAUGGACCGUCUAUAAUGAACCAUGAAUCGUCUACAGUGAACCAUGGACCGUCUACAGUGAACCAUGGACGUCUACAGUGAACCAUGGACCGUCUACAGUGAACCAUGGACCGUCUAUUGUGAACUGGACCGUCUACAGUGAACUGGACCGUCUACAGUGAACCACGGACCGUCUAUAGUGAACCAUGAAGUCUUAAGAGAACCAUAAAUCGUCUACAGUGAACCAUGGACCGUCUACAGUGAACCAUGGACCGUCUAUAGUGAACCAUGAACCGUCUACAGUGAAACAUGGAACAUCUACAGUGAACCAUGGACCGCCUAUAGUGAACCAUGAACCGUCUAUAGUGAACCAUGGACCGUCUAUAGUGAACCAUGAACCGUCUACAGUGAACCAUGGACCGUCUAUAGUGAACCAUGGACCGUCUACAGUGAACCAUGAACCGUCUACAGUGAACCAUGGACCGUCUAUAGUGAACCAUGGACCGUCUAUAGUGAACCAUGGACCGUCUACAGUGAACCAUGGACCGUCUAUAGUGAACCAUGGACCGUCUAUAGUGAACCAUGGACCGUCUACAGUGAACCAGGGACCGUUUAUAGUGAACCAGGGACCGUCUACAGUGAACCAUAAACCGUCCACAGUGAACCAUGAACCGUCUAUAGUGAACCAUGGACCGUCUACAGUGAACCACGGACCGUCUAUAGUGAACCAUGGACCGUCUACAGUGAACCACGGACCGUCUAUAGUGAACCAUGGACCGUCUACAGUGAACCACGGACCGUCUGUAGUGAACCAUGGACCGUCUACAGUGAACCACGGACCGUCUAUAGUGAACCAUGGACCGUCUACAGUGAACCACGGACCGUCUAUAGUGAACCAUGGACCGUCUACAGUGAACCACGGACCGUCUAUAGUGAACCACGGACCGUCUACUGUGAACCAUGGACCGUCUACAGUGAACCAUGAACCGUCUACAGUGAAAGGCCAUAUUUAAUAUCCAGGAACAAUGAGGAUAACUGACGCCGACGACGACUACACGGUGACGGCGGACCAGCGAGCCGCCCUCAUGGAGCUCGAGUCCCUCACCUGGAACUAUCCGACGCCCCAGCAGGCGGGGGGUGGCCGGGCGCCCUCGGCCCUCCCGCAGGCGCCUCACCUCCUCCAUGACGAGGACUCCGACGACGACGAUGACGACGAGGACUCCUACUAUGUGGACAUGGUGCCUUACGACAUGACGGAGAGACUGAAGGAGGUCAACCGGGCCCUCAUAGAGGACCCCACGCCAGCUGAAUGUGACCGAGAAAUCACCGUCCGCUUCAGGGACGUCAUCGCGGAUUAUCAGUCGCCCAGGGAAUAUUACCCGUCAGACUCCGACGAUGGCUACGGGGACUCGUCAGACCUCCUCUACGACGCAGAGGAGGAGGACGUGUUGGCCUCCCUCACUGCCGAGGUCAAAGAGGUUCUGGGAGGUAACGUCAACGUGAUGGACCUAAUGGCUGACCUGGCACAGGAGAACAGCUCUGAGGACCAUAACAGCGUCGGGGUCAGUGUGGGCGACGCAGGUCAGGUCGACCUCAGUAAAGGGAUAAAGAAUGUUAGCAUCACCGAAGAGCGUCAAGUAAAGUGGGAUGCGAGCCAGGAGAUAAAAGCGGAUGUGCCCAGACUCCGGCUUGAGAGCCUCCCAGACAAGUCUCAGCUCAAACCUGCGGUAAAUAAUCUCAUCCGGGAGGAGGAGGAAGAAGCGAGGUCGACUUCGCAGGUUCCUUGUGAGAAGACGCUGCUGAAGGUCGAUGACUCGGGUCUGGCCGAUCUGGAAACUUUCAUGAAUGAAACUGAUACUAAUAAGAUGAUAGAGUACUUACCGGACGCGUCUAGUGUUGUUGAGGGGGAUAAAGGUGUUACAAUGUCCCUCAUAGAAGUCAAUGAACGAGUGCAUGUUGAGAGAGGACUUAGCAGUUUAAGUGACGUAGUAAAUGCGGACUUAAGACUAGACGAAUGUAGUGUAGGCGAAGAAACACAAUCUAAUCAUUUAUUUGAGAUACGAGACUCGAGUGACGUAACAGAGCAAACAGAUCCUCAGCUUUCAGCCAUAAUCGCGGCUGACAUUGCUUACUUCGAGAACAGCGACGAGUUCGAAGAUUCUCAAGACGAAGCAGAUUCUAAAGACGAAGAAAGUUCCACGUUAACAGACUCCUCCCAGGCGCCAGCAGCCCUGCAUGAGACAGAGACUGACCAGUUGCCUCAAGGCACUCCUCAGACGCAGGCAGAAGAACACACAAGAGCAAGCAGAAGGUCAGUUAGUCCAGACAUUACACCACCACACACUUCACGCCUCACAAGCAGGAAAGAUCAGAGUUCGCGACAAUCUCCAGGGCCUUCAUCACCUCCAGGGUCUCCGGGACCUAUUUUUGAGAAAAGUAAAAGGAAAACUGGGAGGAAAUCUCCGUCGGCGCCUGCCACACCUGCUGCACCUACCAGGACGAGGCCCAAGGCAGCGGCGGCCACCCAGCCCCUCAUCAAGCCCGCUCUCCUGUCCUCAGAGAAGCUGAGCAGACUAAAGACUAGCGAGACGGCCCGCCACAGAACGAGAGCAUCAGCAGGCUCACGGGAAGGCUCAAGAUCUCUUCCUUUCAAUUCUUCCUCUUCUUCCUCCUCCUCCUCUUCGUCCCCUCUCUCCUCCGCAUCGUCCUCAUCAUCGACUACUUCUUCUUUAUCAACACAUUCCUCCCCGAACGUCCGCGGGCGCAACCGGACGGCCGUCAAUGGUCCAGUGCGGCCCACCACGCACAGGUCGGCUGGGCCACCAGAGGGCAGCAGUGGAAGGGGCUUCAGUAGCGGUCCUGUGAGGUUACCGACCAGUGCCCAUCAUGGGUUGACCCUCACGCCCAUCAGCCCCGCCCUCACGACGCCCGUUAACCCCGCCUUCACACCCGUCAAUCCCGCCCCGAGAGGCCGAGUAGGGCCUCCAUUACCCGGCAGGAUACCGCCUCACGCCAAGGUUCGGAAGGCAGCCAGCGCCUCAGACCUUCACAAAGUAGGCGAGGAGCCUGAGGACCGAAAGAGGCAGAACGAGGAAGUCUUUAAGGCGUGGGUGAAGCAGAAGAACAAGCAGGCCGCCGUCUCCAAGAAGUCGCCGGCCUUCACCUCGCCUGCGUCAGGAAGGAGUUCGUCGGAGCUGACCGAGAGACGGAAGCGGGCGGAGGAGGCCUUCCAGGCCUGGCUCUCCAAGAAGCGGCAGGAGCUGCGACUUGAGAAGAGGAUGAGAGGUGAACGGCGCCGACUGGAGGAUCAGACCCGCUAUGCCAGGUCCAAGACCGAGUGUGAAGUCGCUUAUAAGGAGUGGUGUCGUCGCAAGCGGGAGGAGGUGCGGACGACGGCGCGGGCGGGCGCCGGGGUCCCACGUUCACAGUCGCUGGAACGCCCCUGGGCGCAGGAGAAGACCCGGAAGCUCUACUCUGCCUACCUCAGCGGUCACUAAUCACGGCUGCUGCCUUAUUUACCGUGAUACAUGACCAUUACACAUGGAUGUUGGCUACUGGAAUACGUGCCACGAAGACACAAGGAGGCUGGUCUCUGAGAUACGUGCCACGAAGACACAAGGAGGCUGGCCACUGGGAUACGUGCCACGAAGACACAAGGAGGCUGGCCACUGGGAUACGUGCCACGAAGACAAAAGGAGGCUGGUCUCUGAGAUACAUGGCACUACUGUGUGAGUUGAAUAGCCAAGGAGGUUGAUCAAUGUACACAAAUGGCACUUCGUAGCAGCAAGGCUCAAGUGGUCAGAGGGACCUCCUGCUGGGGCCAUGAGAGACAGGGACCUCCUGCUGAGGCCACGAGAGACAGAGGGACCUCCUGCUGGGGCCACGAGAGACAGAGGGACCUCCUGUUGGGGCCACGAGAGACAGAGGGACCUCCUGUUGGGGCCACGAGAGACAGAGGGACCUCCUGUUGGGGCCACGAGAGACAGAGGGACCUCCAGCUGGGGCCACGAGAGACAGAGGGACCUCCUGCUGGGGCCACGAGAGACAGAGGGACCUCCUGCUGGGGCCACGAGAGACAGAGGGACCUCCUGUUGGGGCCACGAGAGACAGAGGGACCUCCUGUUGGGGCCACGAGAGACAGAGGGACCUCCUGUUGGGGCCACGAGAGACAGAGGGACCUCCUGCUGGGGCCACGAGAGACAGAGGGACCUCCUGUUGGGGGCCACGAGAGACAGAGGGACCUCCUGUUGGGGCCACGAGAGACAGAGGGACCUCCUGUUGGGGCCACGAGAGACAGAGGGACCUCCAGCUGGGGCCACGAGAGACAGAGGGACCUCCUGUUGGGGCCACGAGAGACAGAGGGACCUCCUGCUGGGGCCACGAGAGACAGAGAGAUCAGAGCAGGGAAGCCUCUGACCGCUCCCUCAGCCACAGGUCCUGGUACAGCAGUGCUGGCUCCUGGUCCACCAAGUGCCCCAAAAAGUUAUCACCGAGUACCACAAUGUCAUCCUUCUCCCUCCUGUCCAUUCCCCCUCCCUACUUCACAGUCUCCCUUACAUUUGGCAAAAAUGUGCUCGAGUGAUGUUGAAUCAACAUUAUCGGGCACUAGAAGGGGGGGGGGUCGACCCCAACCUACCCUAUGACACUUGCUAUACAAUCACACGUCACCAUGAAAAGUUAAGUUCGAGGCUACAACCAUCUGGCUUCCAACCUCGAACCAGACAUUCUAUCUUCUAGCUUUAAAUAACGAAUAUGCACAUGACAAAUGUUAAUUAAUAAAGACUAAAUAUAUCCAUCUCUUUGUCCAGCAGCAGUUGUUGAUUGUUUGCCAGCUGUGUAUUGAUCAUCCUACCAUAUGUAGCAUUGGCUAUAAUAGUCUUGUGGUACUUUGUGAUAAACAAUAGGGCCUAAUCUAUUUAGCUCGCCUCGGCGGCUGCUAGUUGGAGUACAGCUGUACCUGGCUCCGUGUGUAUGGUAUACAACUGUACCUAACUGUAGGAUACAGGUGUUUGCCUCUGUGAAUAUAAUAUUCGAAGUUUCCGUAGUGAACAGGAGCUUGUCAUGUAUAUGAGGCUUAUCGGGUAGGCUGAUGUGUGUGGCGUGUUAAUUUUACGUGUUCUUAAUCUAAUUUCAGAGGCCUGUGGUUGGCCUUAGGGCAGUGAAUGUGUGUGUUUUGCUGUGGGUAGGCCUAUUAAUAUAUAUUUUUGUAGGAUGCCUUCCCAUUUUCUGCGAGAGGUUGUAAUUCCACAUAGUUUUAACAAAUAGAAAAUGAGCUUCGUCGAAUCGUCUGGUGUUGGGGGACGUAUGGACGGCGAGUCAAUCUUUAUACACCUGGCGCCUGCUACACAUCUCUUCUGGCUAAGAGAUUUUAGGCAGAGUGGGCAGCAGGUGUGGGUGGGCAGCAAAUGUAGGUGGGCAGCAGAUGUAGGUGGGCAGCAGGUGUGGGUGGGCAGCAUGUGUGUACCUGUCAUUGUCUAUGGGGAAGCGAGGUGUAGUUCUUUAUGCUUUGCUUACUAGCCUUGAUGUUUCUAUUGUGUUAUAAUUGAACUGUUCUGAAGUUCAAUUUUUUUGUUGAGUCUGGCCUAAAAUAUGUGGAUGGAGGUGGCUUCCACAAGUUCUUUCCGUGCAUGCCACUUGUUGACCAUAUGAGGUACAAAUAUUUCCUUAUAUUCCUUCGUUUCCAGCUUCCAUCCUGUGUAAUCUUGUUCAACUUUCUCCCAAUUUAAGAGGCUGUCCUUGUCCACCUUGUCUAUUCCCUUCUAUAUCUUGUAUGUCAUGAUCAUAUCCCCACUAUUUCUUCCCUCUUCUACAGUUGUGAGAUUUAGUUCUCGGGGGGGGGGGGACCCCUUUUUUCACAUCCCUUUAGCUCGAUGCCUUGUUUGUUUGUUACCCUUUGUUUACUGUUCUUCAGGUACACUCUACCCCAGUAAAGUGUUUCCCAUUGGUCCCAGCUGGCUUCUUCAUAUUGUACAUCAGCCUUCAAUGAGGAACUGGAUCAAAUAUAUAUUUGAUCAUGAACUGACCAGUAUAUAUUUUAGUGAAUGACUGUUCUUAAAGAUACUUUCACUGGUCGAUUUCUUUUCUUUUGAAACUUUCCUAACCUAAAGUACUGUUAUAUUCCUCCUUUUCACAAUCAAGUUAGAUCAAGUUUACAUAGCUUUCAUUUUUCUUUUCAAAUGUUGGUAACGGUCGUUAAACUCGAUUUAGUUUAUCAGGUGUGAAUCUUAUGUUCUAAAUUCAUUCAAUUCAUCCAUUACAAAGUUUAUCCUCUCCAGGUGUUUAUUUCUUAUUCUGAGUACUUUCUCCAGCACUUUACAUGGAAUAGUUGUCAGUGACAGUCGUCCACAAGUUAGUUCCUCCUGCCUGUCCCCUUUUUAAAAUAUUGGGACUCCAUUUGCCAUUUUCCAGAUUUCUGGGAGAUAUCCAAUCUUGAGUGUUUUAUGGAAAAUUUGACUUAGUGGAUGGGAAGAUAUCUGUCCAGCAUCCUUCAGCAGCGAUGGUGAUAUUGAGUCUGGUGCUAUUGCUUUUGUUGUGUCAAGUUCCUCCUGUUUAUUUUUUUACAGUGCCAUUUUUAAAUUGCCUCUCAGCUUCCCUUUUGACUCAGGGGUACUCAUUUUUUUUAAGUGCUACUCUAUUGUAUUCUAUUCCAAGUUCUCUGUACUUUUGACAUGCUAUUUUUUGUCCUUUCUGUUCCCUGCAUUGACUAUUGAACCAAGGACUUAUUCUGUUCCUCUGGUUCACCUCCCUCUUGAAUGGGAUGAAGAACUGAUCCUUGGUAUUUGCACAUUUCCAGGAUGUGAAUACCGGCAUCACAUUUAUUGUCUUUCUUGUAACUCUGACAUUGCAAUUACCCCCUUUUUUAAUUCUGUUAUGUACUCUACACAGUUGUACAGUGAUGGCUAGCGCCUCGAGGCAUCGCAUACUACUUCUCGACAUCUGCCUCAUUUUGAGUAAACACCAGGUUCGCUUUCCUUAUUGUUAUUGGUGCUAUGAUAUUGGUGCUAGUCUCAAGAAGUGUUUGUGUGCUGUGUCCAUCAGCUUUGCUCUCUAUGUCUCAUAAAGCAUCUGAGGGUCCUUCAUUAUCCUGUCUCUUUCCUUGUGAUUAAAAUCCACAAGUUUAGCAUCUUAGCCUCGCUGCCUUUGUCAUUGUGGCCGUUUUUUCUCCUACCUUUUAGGCAGGUCUCAUUGUAUUCCUUACUUUAUUAUUUGGAGGAGAUUAUAAAUCACUGCUACCAAUAUCUUUAUUUCCCACUCUUGUUGUUCCUACUAUGUUUUCUUGCUGAUUGGUUUUCUCUAUUUUAUUUCUUCAAAGCUCCAGUGAAGCUGUAGAAGUAAGAUAUAUUCCUCCACCUGAGUUCAACCUCUCCUUCCAUACCGCCACAUAGACCUGUGGGAAGAUCAACUCUCGUAAAACACUUGUUAGUUUUGUUUCCAUUAUUGUAAUAAUGUUGAGUUGUUUUUUA
Messenger RNA from Procambarus clarkii (red swamp crayfish), 7842 nucleotides. RefSeq names its product serine/arginine repetitive matrix protein 2. Lineage: Eukaryota; Metazoa; Arthropoda; Malacostraca; Decapoda; Cambaridae. Gene Ontology annotation, molecular function: microtubule binding. The record is from RefSeq and is a predicted model, not a curated record.